AGCUCAGUCUGAGCAAAGGAGCAGCUGAGAGAAGAGGGACACAGGGAGGGAAACAGGAGCUAUAUCAACUCAACAAAUCACCCUCAGUGUCUGGUGUGAGACUCGCACGUGGCUUUGGACUUGAGGACUUGUUGGAGUAGGCGGUGGGGAACUUCAGUUGUGUCAGACAGAGACAGAAGAGCACUCUUGUAUAGUUUUGAGAUAGCGCUAUAGAAACAGGAGACAAGACCUCAAAACUGGACCUCAUUCAUCUCCUCUUGGGUGCUAACUGUGCAGACUUGAACCCUGAACUGCAUCUUCUUAUGAACUUUUGUGGAUCUUGCUCACAUCUUGGCUGGAGACUGGAGCUCAGUGUGAGAAGCAGCAGGAGAGCGCGGGUGCAGAAAGAGAAAAUUGCCAUCCAUCUCUAGCCCACCCUCAGCUUCGGACGCGCCCCUCCUCCUUGCCUGUCUUCUUCUGCCCCCUGUACCCCCCUACCCAACCCCUCCUCAUCCCCUCCUCCUCCUCCUUCUCCUCCUCCUCUACACCUCACCCCCCAACAGAGCAGAAAGCGUGAAAAAUCUCACUAAUGGGUUUAUUUGCUGUCAGAUCUGCGCCGAUCUGUCAUUCCCUUGCACCAUUCUGCUUGACACAUUUCAUAGUUGAGUAAGCCUCCUCUAGCUUUCUGGCUAGAGUUAACAGUGCCCCUGCAACGUUGUGCUGCCUGAGAGCUCAUCAAGGAGGGGAGCGACGGCGGCAGCAGUCAGUCUGACAGUCUCUUGGACAGGGAGUCCCUGAAGCUGCAUUCCUCUGGUCUCCUUCCUGAGCCUCGUGGGCAUCCCUCAGUCUCUUGCCCCUCUACAGAAGAUUCAGGUUGUUGCUGCAGGGAUUGAUUGAGAAAUAGUUGUGAAGAUGUGGUGUGCUGCUGGGCCUCUGGCCGUGGUGGCUGCAGUGUUUUGGACUCAGUGUGUCCUUCUUGAUGGGGUGGAUGCCAAGAAGGAGAGAAAGAGGCCAAAGGAGGCCACGCCACAGCACACAGAGACCUUCAACGCGACUCUGUCCAACAGCGAGGAGGUCGGCGGAAGCAUCAAGAUUGCUGACAACCAGAGAGUGGAUCCACUAGGAUCAUGGAUGGACUUUGUCAAAAGACCUGUUGGCAACUUCCCUGGAAAGUGUCGCAAGCGCAAACGACCCCUGCCGGGCCCACCUGGUCCCCCUGGUCCUCCUGGCCCUCAGGGUCCUCCAGGCUCCCCUGGGGCUGAAGUGACCCAGGAAGUUCUUCUGCAGGAGUUCAAAGACAUGAUUAAAGAGGCGACUGAGAGGAGAGCAGCAGCACUGGACAGAACAGCCAGCCCCAGCCAGCUACCUACAGCUCUCCUCACCCUGGAUGGGAUGACAUCCUACCGACGAAUUGAAGAGGCGUUCCACUGCAAGCUCAAGGGACCUGUAGUGGUCGACAAGAAGACGCUGGUGGAGCUCCAAAACUUUCAGACACCUCCAGCCAAAGGAGCCUUCCUCAGAGGAUCAGGAAUGGACCAGUCCACUGGGAGAUUCACCGCUCCAAUUACUGGGAUCUACCAGUUCUCUGCCAAUGUUCACAUUGACCACAACGAGGUGAAGAGGAGCAAGAGUCAACUGAAGGCCAGGGAUAAUGUCCGGGUGCUGAUCUGCAUUGAAUCGCUCUGCCACAGAUACACCUCGUUGGAGAUGAUUGUUGGAUUAGAAAGUAACAGCAAGAUCUUCACUGUCAGCGUUCAAGGGCUGCUUGAGCUACAGGCCGGGCAGUACACCUCCAUAUUUGUGGAUAACGCAGCAGGUGCUUCCAUUACAAUACAGAACGGUUCAGAUUUCAUGGGCAUGCUGCUCGGCGUAUAGCCUCACACGUGAAAAGGGCAUCAUCUAAGCUACACACGGCUGCCUUUUUCUUACUUUUCAAAGGACUUGCUUUUGAGCACCACCACACAGAACCAAACCACAGGGAGGUUUGAAGGAAGUGACUGCUUGUCAGACGGUGAAAAGGACAGUGUGAAGAACUCGAGGACUGAGUUUGUUUUUCACAGUGUGCUGCCACUUCCCUGAGGAACUUUAAUGACUGUCGCUACACCAUGAAAAUAACCUGAAAACAAAGCGGUGAACAUGUCUGUCUCAGUAUAAUUUUAAUGGUUGUUGAAGACCUUUGGGAUAAACCAAAUAUCAGUGAUGUUAAUGUACAAAAGGUACAUUUGUGUGUUAAAUGUACACUGACAUGUCUCAUGAGUUUUUGUCAAUAUGAUCUUUUAUGUACACAGUCAUGAACUGUAGUUAUUUUUUUAUCAUGGAUUUAAUAUCACCUUUAUAUGUGUUAUAUGGUACAUAGACUGCGAGUACACUGGACAUUGCUCAGAGUACAUAAUGGGGCUUCACAAGAUCUUGUAAAAGUGAUGUCAAACAUGUGUGAGCUACCUGUUUUGUAAUACAGCUUUAACUGCAGUGUUAUCCGUGCAAAUGGCAAGGCUCUGUGUCAUAAUGCUGGCCCACUACCUUUGAGACAAGAAUAUCACAACAGUUAAAUGGAUUUUGAAGACAUUUUCAUGAUUCUAGGGGAUUACCGGAUUAUCACUCCACUGCAUUUCAAUCUAGCGCCACCAUGCUGUUAACAUUUGUGAUGUUGGCUGAGUUGUUGUUCCCCUCAGAAAGGAUUCCAAAGGCACUGUGAGGAUCUGUCAUGUUGUGUUGAUUCUGGUGACCCCUUUGGAUGAAAUUGGUAGUGUGUUACAGGAUGAAGACAACAUUUCCCAUGAGCACCGUCACCCACUGUCUUAGAAAGCGUCUCUUGCCAAAGCAUGCAUUUGUUGUGGAAGCAAACUGUUCAACACAACUUUUUUGCAGGAUGCAGAAUGAUGAGGUAAUGUAUUAAUAUGUAGCGGCAUAAAAUUUUUAAUUGUAACGUAACAAAGACAAAACACAGCAAACUGAUUUAUCACUGUUAGUUAGCUUACAAAAGGUGAGCAGAUACAGGUUUAACAUUACCCUGGUGUCAUGAUGUGUGUGACCACAUUCCAAAAACUGUCUGAAUAACAUAAUUAUGCACAUGGUUUAACUCUUUAAUCCUCAAAGUGCAGUGAAGCUUUAACACACCAGCAUAAGCAUUCAAUUUAGCUAGCAAAGCCCUGGUAUAAAACAUGAUGUCAAAAGAAAAUAAUCUGCUUCUCACUGCCAAACUUUACCAGCAGAGCUUUAAACAGAGACACUUCAGGGUGAGUGCUACAUAUUGAUUUGGCUUUUAUUGCCACUGGUGCCAAAAUUCAGUAUGAAGAAAUAACCAAUCUUGUCACUGAUAAACUACUUUGCAAUGUAGGUCCUGAAGAGGCAUCAGUGUUAGAGAGACACUAUUACAAAAUCAGUCAAAAACUCCUCACAGUGCCUUUAACCAAUGUAAACAUGCUAACAUGGUAUAUAUGGUACAUUUAGCACAAUGAACUGUACAGCUUUAUAGAGUAGCUAGCAUGGAUAUGAACUUCUCAAACUGCAACAGAAAAGUAAUGGUACUGGCGCUGUGUAACUAGCAUUGGUCAGCACAGUGUUUACCACUCCCUAACUUCCAAUGGCAUGGCACAAAACAUACUGAUACCAUAUUUACAGUCUUUGUUGUUUUAAAAUCUUUUUUGUUGUGUUUCAUUUCUUAUGACGUGUAGAUGUUUGUAAUUUAUCAUAACUGAAACACCAGUAACAUUGAAAAGCAUUGAUAUUUUGAUAUGGUAUUUAUGUUUGAGGAAAUAUAUGAUGUACUUCGAAUCUUUUGAACUGUUCAAACUCAAGAUUAUUUCAAGAAUAAAUUGUCUUUUUGCAUUUUUUAAAACCAUAUUAUGCUCUAUAUUGAAAUUAAACUUUCUAUUAAAUGU
Molecule: messenger RNA, 3860 nt
Organism: Notolabrus celidotus (New Zealand spotty)
Lineage: Eukaryota; Metazoa; Chordata; Actinopteri; Labriformes; Labridae
Gene: c1qtnf12
Product: C1q and TNF related 12
Exons: 8
Coding region: 892-1854 (320 amino acids)
Molecular function (GO): hormone activity
Source: RefSeq, a predicted model, not a curated record